Carlito syrichta (Philippine tarsier) is the source of this 523-nucleotide messenger RNA. Its product is annotated as SWI/SNF complex subunit SMARCC2-like. The transcript has 6 exons. The record is from RefSeq and is a predicted model, not a curated record. The annotation marks the transcript as partial. NCBI's taxonomy places the organism in Eukaryota, Metazoa, Chordata, Mammalia, Primates, Tarsiidae.
AGUAUAUACAAGCUGAACCACCCACCAACAAGUCUCUAUCUAGCCUGGUUGUACAGUUGCUGCAAUUUCAGGAGGAAGUUUUUGGCAAACAUGUCAGCAACGCACCGCUCACUAAACUGCCGAUCAAAUGUUUCCUAGAUUUCAAAGCAGGAGGCGCCCUGUGCCACAUACUUGCAGCUGCCUACAAAUUCAAGAGUGACCAGGGAUGGCGGCGUUACGAUUUCCAGAAUCCAUCACGCAUGGACCGCAACGUGGAAAUGUUCAUGACCAUUGAGAAGUCCUUGGUGCAGAACAAUUGCCUGUCUCGGCCUAACAUUUUUCUGUGCCCAGAAAUUGAGCCCAAACUGCUAGGGAAAUUAAAGGACAUUAUCAAGAGACACCAGGGGACGGUCACUGAGGAUAAGAGCAACGCCUCCCAUGUUGUGUAUCCUGUCCCGGGGAACCUAGAAGAAGAGGAAUGGGUACGACCAGUCAUGAAGAGGGAUAAGCAGGUUCUUCUGCACUGGGGAUACUAUCCUGACAG